Molecule: messenger RNA, 3965 nt
Organism: Linum trigynum
Lineage: Eukaryota; Viridiplantae; Streptophyta; Magnoliopsida; Malpighiales; Linaceae
Source: the annotation of a GenBank genome assembly
CGUAUCAUUUUGCUUUUCUCGGUGUCUAUUCUAUAAGCAUUAAAAGAAUAUUUCUUUUUUUGUCAAGACUUCGUGGAUGUUUUGGUUGUCCACGAAUAACAUGAUGUUGCACUACUACAAAACAAUUUCGUAUAAUAGAUCUCCAGUUGUCAAUUAUUAUCCUAAUGCAAGUAUAAAUUACUAUUGAAACACUCAAGGGCAUGGUAUGUGGCUUCAAAACCGGAAACACUGUUGCUAAUUAACACAACUCUCAACUCAACAAACUUUGCAAAGCCAACCACUUCCCCAUUACCAUUUCCGCGUCCAGUCCAUAAAAAUCAUUGCAAAGUGACUGAUUUAUCGUGUGUAAAGCAGUGGGCAUUCUCAUUGCAUAAUCGAUGUAGAAAGAAUAUAUUAAUAUGUUAUUGCUUCGAGUAGGUACGUAGUGGUUAACUAAUUAUUCAUUCUUCAUCAUUUUACUUUUAUCUUAAGCAUUUCAAUUAUGCCUACAUUUAUGGAGCGUUGGUUUACCCAUAAAAAAAUUAACUUCUACCAUAUUGAUUACUAACCAGAAAUUUAAUGGAUUUAUAUGGUCAGCUCAACAUUAAUCAUUAAAUGAGCUAGGAAGACAAGCUUGGUAUCAAAACAUGAAAUUUGACUGAGCCAAGAGGGGGAAAAACUAAGUAUGAAAACAAUACAGACUUGGUAGCUAGCCGAGAGGGCCGGCUUGGUACCAAAACAUGAAAUUUGGUUAAGUAUGCUAUCAAGGGGGUAGCAAGGUGACAAGGUGGCUAGCUGAGGUGGCCACCCAACCAGAUACCAAACCGUCAUGGACAAUACCUAGAUUCCCAAGACUAAGUGUGUAAUCUUGGAGUUCGGGGUUGGUCAGCUAGGAUUUUGAGCUGAUAAGCUGCCAAUUUGAUGAGGACUUGGUGUAGAACACCUUAGAGGCCAAACCUGUGUGACCAUUUUGGUGGAGGGCCCCUUAGAAGAUCAAAAUGAUUACAUAAAUAUCAUGAUAUAACAAAAUAACUAUUACGUGUCUUUUCAUCCAUAUUACCAUCCAAAAUAGUAUGUUAGCUUGCUUUGUAUAAAAGAGAAUUUUUCGAAUUGUUUAGGUGUCUGGUAUUUCUUAUUAUUUUUGUACUUUGUCAACAAGCUAAUUGGUUAUUUUGGAUGAAAAUAUGGCUAAAAAGAGUAGAAAUGAUGAUUUUGUUAUAUCAUUAUAUGUAUAUGACAAUUUUGUACGUUUAAAAUGUUUGUGACCAUUUUGUUACAAGCUCUAACUUGUGUGACCAUUUUAAUCAAUUACUCAUAAAGAAGUGAGGAUAUCCAUAAAGUUUAACUACUACUUAAUUUAUUUCAGUAAUUCAUGUUAUCAACUCAUGAAGUUACAUGCAUUGUUUAUUUUUCAUUUGCUGGAUGGUAAUUUGGAUUGUUUAUUUUUUCGUGUUGUUGGAUGAUAAUUUGGAUGGUUUAUUUAGAAUGUUUCAUGUGUGUUUCCAUAUUUUCUUAGCCUCUUAAAGUCCAAAUAUUGUUGGCCAUUAAGUAACACGGGUCUUACUGGAUAACACGCGUCUUAAUGUGGUUAGUGAUUAUGCGGUUAGCAUAUUCACCCUUAAUACAUGUGGUGCAAGAAGCAGGACAAAGUGCAACAUCAUGUUAUUCGUGGACAACCAAAUUCGUUUUUGGGGUGCCUUUAUUAACUGCGGUGCAAGAAGCAGGACAAAGUGUCUAAGUCCUCGACGGACGCCGAAUAUCGGGCUAUGUCCGAUGUAGGUUCCGAGUUGGUAUGGUUACAGCGGCUACUGGCGGUGCAGUGUAGUUCUCCGCUCACGAUGUAUGUGGGCAAUACGAGUACGAUACAGAUUGCGGCCAAUCCAGUACUCCAUGAUCGUACGAAACAUAUUGAGAUUCAUGUCCACUACAUUCUAGAUUUUGUCCGCGACGGGGUUGUUCGACUUAAGUAUGUGAUCUCCGAAGACCAGCUGGCGGACUUGUUUACGAAGCCAUUCUCUCGUGCUCGCCAUUGGUUCCUCUCUGACAAAUUGAUGCUACGGAGUAGUCAUCAUUUGGGGGGGGGGGGGGUUGUUAGCGGAUUUGGGUUUGGUCAGUGUGGCCCAUGUAUGUAGUAUUGGUUUGUAGCCCAGUAGAGCCCUAGCCGACGUAUGUAGAGGGCUAGAAGAGGAGAAGUUUGUAUAAAUUGAUUUUGUAACCUACCAACGUCACACUACGAAAAAAACCUAAUAUUCUCAGCUCGGAGAGGUAAAACUCUCCCGUGGACUAGUCCCGUUAUCGGGGAAACCACGUAAAUCUGUUUGUCGUUUAUUUGUUCAGUUUAGCAAAUUCAACAAAGUCAUCAAGUGGCCAACAACAUUAUAGUAUUGUGCAUGUAUGAAGCAAGAGUUCACACGUGUGCUGGGCUUGAAUGAUGAAAGAUGUAAUGACCUCCUCCUUCAUUGUUCAAAAGUGAAUGUUACAUUUCCAUUUUAGUAUUAUUAUUAUUACAUGCCAUUGAAGUGAAACAUCAAUAUUCAAUAGUAGUAUUGGAAUUAUCGUGUUGAUUAGGAUGCUUUUUCCGUCAACAAAACCCCUGAUAAUCCACAUUAAUGUCCACUACAUUUUUUUUUUACAUACUAUCAAAUCAUACUAAACAACAGACAAAAUUAGUCGCGCAACUACCCGCAAAUUGUCCAUGAUGUUUGCAUGCUUUGAACCUUUUUAUACGAGAGUAUUAUUAUUCAUAAUCAUUUCAUGUACGAAACGUUAAAAUACUUACAGAAACUUUCUCAUCCAGUAACUAUGAAUGGAAAGACACGCAUACUAUAAUCCGCAAAGAAUUAAAACCCAUAUCCGUGCUAGGUCGUGUAGCAGUAAGUAACACUAACAGAAUCGGAAAAAACAACUGUAAUCAAAGGAAAUUGCAGACAUUCUGAUCUGUUGCCCUGAAAAAAAAUCCAUCCAUCCUCUGCCAAAAAUUUACCGACCCUUGUCAUUCACGUCUCUGCCCUCUUUUUGGUGCUCUCUCUUUUUUUCCUUUUGUCUCCAUGUCUGUCUGUCUGUCUGUCUGUCUGUCGUCUCUCUCCCGUAGCUUUUAGACACUUUAGACGGAGGGAAUUGAUGGCCAUUGUUGGAUGGAGAAGAUAGGAGGACUAGCUAGAAGAAAAUGGCGGAGCAAUGAGGUUGACUCCUGUCCACCUCAACCACGGAUAGAGAGAGAGAAAGGUGUGGAAGGAAACAUGGCUAAACGUAGCGUUUGGGUCCCCUUCUGGUCCCCAAAUUUCCCCACAACUAACUCCUUACCUACAUCAUUUCAUUUCAUUCCUUGCCUUACUCCUUGCUUGUUCAAAUAGUUGAUUCACGUUCCAACAAUCUCAUUCAUCAACUUUACCUCGAUCGGUUCGUGUCCUCAUUUGGUGCUUGGGUUAAUGAUGAUAAUGUCUAUCUUGAACAGUGGGCGGAGUCUUAAAUCUCGUUGUUGGGUGUUGCAAUUCGUCGCUCAAGGAAAUCAAACUAUGAUGACGUAUCAGGAAGGUAAAGUCUUACACUAUGUUUGGGAAGGGGUGUAAAUGGAAGGGGUGUAAGUUUGGGGGGUAAACACAAGUUCCAAGGUGUUUAUCCCCGUUUGGUUAUUUUGUAACAGUAGGGAGGUGCAAAACGUGAGCGUAAAUUCACUGUUUCGGCUUACCCCCCAAAUUGGGGUGCAAGGGAAGGGGGAGGAGGGGAAUUAUGAAUUUUUAAUUAGAUUAUAAUUACAUAAUAAUUAAUAUUAUUAAUUUUUUCUUAUAUCUAUAUUAGUGUAGAAGUUGUUUGGGGUUGACCGUUUGACUCAGAGAGCAAGUUUGUCAAUGUUCGCCUAGUCAAAUCGAUAUCUCUUAGUUGACCCGAAGUUGCAUUGAAAAUUAGAGAUAAGAAGCGUUUGUUGAAAAAAUAGAGAGGAACAGUUUAGUUAACUCGAAUUACUUUAAUAAGUAGUUAAAACUUAC